Endocarpon pusillum Z07020 is the source of this 1281-nucleotide messenger RNA. RefSeq lists its product as uncharacterized. The record is from RefSeq and is a predicted model, not a curated record. NCBI's taxonomy places the organism in Eukaryota, Fungi, Ascomycota, Eurotiomycetes, Verrucariales, Verrucariaceae. The transcript is spliced from 2 exons. The coding region runs from base 1 to 1281 and encodes 426 amino acids. Gene Ontology annotation, cellular component: cytoplasm.
AUGGAUAUUGCAUAUGACCACAUAACCGAAGAGACCUUCGCAUCAGAUCGAGCUCCAACUCCAACCUCACAGAAAGCCGGUGCUCCCUCCUCGAAACCGAAUCUAAAUACUGAACUUCAAGAAACAUUUCGAGCAUUCUCGAAUUCGCCCUGGGGUGCCAAGCUCGGUGGGCUUUGGGGCAAUGUCCGCAAGCAAGGCGAGCAAUACUAUGAAGGUGCAAGGCGAGAAGUAGAGGGCGCAAGUGGAGAGGCUCUAAAGGGCUUCUCAGAUCUGAAAGAGACAAUUGUGAAGCGAACAAGGAGUUUAUCGUUGGACGAAGACAGGGCAGAGGGCUCGCAAUCGAGGAGUGGGGAAGAGGACAGCACCCCUACGGCUACCGAUACCGAAGAGAGCGAACCGCAUAAGAAAAGGACCGAGAGUGAGGUUAUCAGAGAGAAUGAGAGCCUCAUAUCCAGAUUCCGGAGCGAAGCGGCAAAGCGGUUGAAAGAUAUCGAAAAAGCAGAAGAUGCUGCAGAUGAAGCCUUGCUUCGGUUUGGCACCAACAUCCGCAACUUCCUGCGUGAUGCUGUUGCGAUCGCUCCACCGUCCGAAGAGAUUGGCGAGGCAAGGAAUAGUAGUAGUGUGUUGUUCGAGAGCAAAGACUCCAGUGGGAAAAGAGUGAUUCAUACGACAAGAUUUGACGCACAGCUCCACGUCAUCCAUUCGACACUUGACAGCUUCGCCAAAGAUCCCAUCAGUGGCGAGUGGCCGAAGUUCAAGGAUGAAUUCAAGAUAGACGAGAAGACUGAGGAUAUCAGCAGUGAUUUGAGCAAGUACCCCGAGCUGCGAAGAGCUAUGGAGCAGCUUGUUCCAGAAAAGGUUGACUACAAAGACUUCUGGUGUAGAUACUACUUCUUGAGGCUUGUCAUCCAGACGGAGGAGCAGAAGAGAAAGGAUUUACUCAAGGGAGCAUCAUCACAAAACGAAGAAGACGAAGAAGUGACAUGGGAUGCUGACUCGGAUGACGAAAAGGAUGAUGGCCCUUCGCGUCCUUCAACCUCUCACAAAAUAAUACUUUCCUCAAAUGAUGAUACAGGUUCUAGCACUGCUGCCACCCCGACGAAGCCUGCGAUUGAAGGCCGUAACUCCCACGAUCAGCACUCUCAACCAGACAGCGAUGCCAGCUACGAUCUUGUCAGCGGAGCAACGAGUAGGACGCCAGGGAGUCCGAAGGAGGAGGUCAAGGACAAAGUCAAAGCUGUGAAAAGGGAUGAGGAGAGCGAUGAAGAGGAUUGGGAGUGA